GUUCCUGCAGCUACAUCUCCUUGGUAUGUACCUCGCCGUAUUGCAGGGCCAAUGAGAUUCUUUUUAAAAAGGCCUUAACUUCCCAUGGACCAGCUGCUAAUACUUAUGUUCCAUUCCAGACACUACUCCCUUUUCCUCGACUAUCAUAUUUCUUGAGCUUCGAGAUUACCAAUAUCCCAUAUAACCUUUCCGCCAUGUCCGAAAUCCUUGGUCACAAACGUGCGAAGGAGACAUUUGAAUCUCUAUGGAUUCAAUCCUUCCGGUGCAUCCGGCUGGUGUUCGGGUUUUAUGUAGCGCUCGCCAAUAUUUACGAUACGAGACCACAGGACGGUGUAAUGUUGACGGGAGCCUCAGCAGUGUCGUCACAGAUAGAGGAGCUGGCAAGACUCUGGUGCAGACUCUGCGCGUGGCUAAUAUUCUUGUUGUGCAUUGAUUGGUAUGGGAAGAUCAACAACCGAAAAGAGAAAGCCACAGCGACCAAUGCGGCUGAGGCCGUGCCUGAACCUCAGUCAUUCGAUCGGGCUUGUCCAGCCAUCUCUCAGACGCUCGUCGCAUGCGAGACACUUAUCAGAGCCUCUUUGGCUCAACUGGAGCUGGUCAGCUCGCUACUUAAGGAGAUCCAAGCAAGCGGACAGCACAGCACACAAGAUGAUGGUGGUGGUGGUGGUGUUGUAGUAGGGGUGGGGUCUGAGGCGACUAAUCUCAUCCCAGCAUAUGCAACAAGCCCAUCUGCCCAAAUGGAGUAAGCAACAGGUCUGCGCGACAAGCGAUGUAUGUAGUCUAGGCAAACUCUCCCAUCGGCACUUCCAAUCGCACCAGGGUUUCCACAAUGUCUUGAUCACUUAUACCUGUGCAUGCGGACAAUGUCCGCCCCUCAAGCAUCGUAGAAUAGAGCCAGCGCGUGUUAACAAGAGUCCAGUUGCCAACG
Messenger RNA from Microdochium trichocladiopsis, 928 nucleotides. RefSeq lists its product as uncharacterized. The record is from RefSeq and is a predicted model, not a curated record. NCBI's taxonomy places the organism in Eukaryota, Fungi, Ascomycota, Sordariomycetes, Xylariales, Microdochiaceae. The transcript has a single exon. Bases 195 to 746 code for a protein of 183 amino acids.